AUGGCUCCAGCACCUUACCAAACGUAUGGCCCACUUCUCGACCCGUCGCUGAUGGCCGCAUUUCCCGACGAUCAGACGCAGCAGUCUCUGCUGGACACAUCCAUCACCUCCCAGUAUAUCGCCCACAACCGAUCCUCUUCAGUUCGUAGCCCAUCCCAUCCACAAUCGCCGGCGCUCGCGGCUGACGCUCUAGUCGCGCCAGCUGCUCUCCCAAGCCGGGCUGCCCCGAUGGCUCAUGUGAGUCGGCAGAAGGAGAUGGCGAUGGGUGGUGGCAACCUGAUGGGCGGGGUGGGCAUAUACGCUGAUGGUGGCAGUCCAAGCUGGUCGAGCAACAGCCAUGGCGAUAUCCUCACGGGCUCAGCUCUGGCAGGUGUGGGUGGCUGCGGGAGCGGUGGAAUGACGGUGGUCAUACCGCUUCCGCGCUCUGCCCGCAACAGUAUACCCUCAUAUCUUGAUGUCUACUGGGACAAAUUCAACGUUCUGUAUCCAUUCAUUCACCGGGGCACAGUUGGGGGUGUUGGAGAAGACGCGCUCAGAUGCGCGAUGGCUGCCAUAGCGACGCAAUUUCUUGACAACAAGGACGAUCGCAUCCGGGGGAAUCAGCUCCACGAGUUCGCCUCGCAGGAGGCGAAGCGCCACACACAACUCUCGCAGUGGAGCCUUCAGGUCAAGCAGGCCAUUCUCCUCUGCGAAGUCUUUUCUCGAUUUCGAGGCCGGAAGGCAUCGGUACGGCCCUCGAAACUGUUCGAAAACCUCUAUUCGAGGGUCCUCGAAAACACCCCUACCAUGUUCAGUACGGCUUCUCUUGGAAACAAUGCCAUGGAAGUCAAUACAACCAACGAGGAGCGUUGGCACACAUGGAUCGAUGAAGAGGCUCGUCGACGGCUGCUAACUGUGUGCUUCAUCGUGGACAACCACACGUCCUUGUACCAUCAACAGCCCCGUGCCAGGGACGAUAUCGACACUUCAACAAUACCCCUCACAGGCCAUAGUGAUGGCCUUUGGGCUGCCACAUCGGCGAACGAGUGGGCAAAAAUCCUCGAAACCUCACCAGCGGCAAAUACUCCUCGUUUCAUUCCCCCUCCCAACGCUCUGACGCCGGACGGGGUAGCCAGACAUGGCUGCCUUGACCAGAUGGCCAUUCUUCAUAGCGAAGCAUCCAGGCUGCCACGGCGCCAAUACGACUGCUCGUCAAUCGACCUCGACGACCAGAACAGCUUCACAGCAGACGACCUACGUACACCGACUACCGCGUCCUACAACCAGAGUUUUAGCGGCGCUUUCUCCGAAGAGCGCCUUGUACAAUUAUUCUCGAUGACAGCCAUUUCUCCCGGGCCUAGCAUCUAUCUCGCCCUCCACCACACUCCUCUUCACGAUCUGCUCGCUGUCAGCGGCGACAGCUGGGUCUUCAGCCAGAAGGUCGUCAGUUUUUCGACGUUUUCGGAGAACCAGAAGCGCCUUAGGGCCUGGGCCGAGGGCCGACCUCCCUCCAAGUCGCCCGGCACCCAGCAGCAGUCCUCGGCUGGCACCCUCGAAGGAAUGUCCUGUGCCCAGGCAACCUGCCAUGCCGCCCGCGCCCUGCUCGGCUUCCUCGAAGGAAACGGCCCCACCACGCCCCAGGCCGGCUGUAUCAGUGACUACUGGGGCAUGUACGUUUGCGCGCUGAUUAUCUGGGCCUUCGGCCACCGGGCCGCGCGGUCCUCGUCGUCCUUCUCCCCGCAGAAGACCCCCCUCCCCGAGGACGAGGCCAUCAGUUGGCUGCAGUCUGUUGCCGGCAUCCAGAGGCCUGAAGACGCUACGAGGAUGAAGCAUCGGAGGGAGGCCAGCGCCGGCGUGGUGUCGCUGGUGAAGAGGAAGCUUCAUGCGGACUGCGUCGGCCCGAGGAGUCAGCUCUACGUUGACGCCGUGGGCGUGCUGAAGAAGCUGGAAGAGGGACUUAAUUGGAGGUGGUUUUAA
Messenger RNA from Diaporthe citri, 1956 nucleotides. RefSeq lists its product as uncharacterized. The transcript is spliced from 3 exons. The record is from RefSeq and is a predicted model, not a curated record. Gene Ontology annotation, cellular component: chromatin. Bases 1 to 1956 code for a protein of 651 amino acids. Gene Ontology annotation, biological process: DNA-templated transcription; regulation of transcription by RNA polymerase II. Gene Ontology annotation, molecular function: zinc ion binding; DNA-binding transcription factor activity, RNA polymerase II-specific; RNA polymerase II cis-regulatory region sequence-specific DNA binding. Lineage: Eukaryota; Fungi; Ascomycota; Sordariomycetes; Diaporthales; Diaporthaceae.